AUGCCAAAUGUAAAAAUUAUAAAAAAAGAUAGAGAAAAGAGAAAAGAACGUGAACAAGAAAGAAUAUUUUUUAAAGAUAUGAUGGCAUAUAAAGAUCAAAUGAUAGAACAAAAAGAUGAAAAAAUACAUACUAUUAUUUAUGUUAAUUUUGUUACUUAUGAUUUUAAUCGUCAAGAUUUUGAUCAAUUAAUUCAAACGUAUUUUGAAGAUGAAACAACUUGUCCUUUUAUACAUAUUAUUUAUCAAUAUGAACGAAAUUAUAAUGUUUCUCAAGAACGAGAUUGUCAUAUACAAGGAUUUUUAUGUCUAAAGAAAAAAACUAAAUUUGAAGUUGAACAUGAUGUAGAACGUUUUUCUAAAUACGAAUUUAUUAGAAAUACAAUAUCAACUUCCAAUAAAAAACGAGUAACAAAUUGUCAAUGCAGCUAUGAAGAUUUAAAUGAUUUUUCAGAAUGUAAAUGGUGUACUUUGGAAUGUUGUUCUCAAC
Dentiscutata erythropus is the source of this 487-nucleotide messenger RNA. The record is from the annotation of a GenBank genome assembly. NCBI's taxonomy places the organism in Eukaryota, Fungi, Glomeromycota, Glomeromycetes, Diversisporales, Gigasporaceae.